UCCAGUUUUGCUCCAGCCCUAUCGCAAACUAAAGUAUAUUUUAGCAGCGUUUGCGGAAUUUUUUGCAUUUCAGUUACUCCAAGUGUGAAUAAGAGCACGGUCGCUGUUAUAGUGUCUUGCAAAGCAGUGAAUUAAAAAAGUUUAAUAAUCCAAAUCGAGAAUCCCAAAUUUGUGUAGACGUAGCAACAACAGUAAAACGCGCUGGCCGGAAAAGACGCUGCUGAUUCACCGCACACCGGUGCACUUAAAUUCACCACAGCCUUAAUAAUUCUUACGGCAUUUCCGUGCUCAAUGGUGAAUGGUCGCACUGAAACUAUUCUUUGAAAAUAACGGAGUAAACAUUCAGUCUCAGAUUCUGAGAACUUGUUGACAGUGUAGCUGUUCAAUUGUUUUCAUGGCGAGUUCUCGGAGUAUUUUUUGUUAGACAACGCACGAUCAUGGCAUGGGUUCCCAAUUCGCAGUUCGAGGAUGAUCUGGUCGACAUGGAGCCGGAUUUCAAUUUUGUCCAUGGUCAACUGGCCUACGACAUGAAGAAGCAAGGGGAGUUUUGGCCGCGACCGAAAUGCACAUAUGAAUAUCUGAAGUCCCGGGAAAAGAGGAAUUCCGAGCUCGAAAAUAUCCAUGGAAGCAGAGGCGGAACUGGUCGUGAUAUUCGGCAAAGCCUUCAGCUAAUGGAGAACAUACAGAAGAUAGCAGGCACAAGGCCGCUGGGCGAGCACGCCACUAUGAAAGAUUGGGAGGAUGAAAGCACAAAUGAGCUAGAGGCGUUAGCCAUGAUGCGUCACUUCGGAAUGAUGUCCAUGGCAACAGAUUCGCUGCCCGUUCUGCCCGAAGUAAAACCACCAGAAGGACCCAUUAAAAUUAUAAGAAACGGACGGAAACAAUUUCCCCUCAUCACAGACCCCGAAUUUUUUAAACCACGCAAGAUUCCCCGAACGAAGAAUUCCAGUUCCAGUAGUUCGUAUCAUACUGCCAAUAGUUCAAUCAGUUCCUUCAGCCUUUAUGAAUCUGCCGCUUCAGAUUUGGACAGCAGCAAGAAGCAGGGCGAGAUCAAGGCGUCAAAGUCGGAGAAAUACCUCGAAGUACCUUACAAACAGCUUGCGGAGAGUUACGACCAGGAAGUGGAAUCACCAGUCCAAUUUGGAAACCAAUUCAAUGAAUGAAGGAGGAACCAACGGGGAAUGCAAUUAUUAGAACCAAAAAAUCAAUCACUUUUUAUAUAUAAGCUUCUGUAACAUGUAAAUAAACGGCUUAAACGUCGUUUAGAAAACCGAAUUUAUAUUGGAUGCAGUUCUACAAAUAGAAAGAAAAAUACUUGAUAUCAUAGGGUAAACAAAAUAUUUAUCUAUUUUAAUAAAUUAAAUGCGAAAGG
This is a messenger RNA of Drosophila melanogaster (fruit fly), 1372 nucleotides long. It is a transcript of the gene squ, whose product is annotated as squash. Lineage: Eukaryota; Metazoa; Arthropoda; Insecta; Diptera; Drosophilidae. The transcript has 3 exons. The coding region runs from base 438 to 1163 and encodes 241 amino acids. The record is from RefSeq and is marked reviewed.